Messenger RNA from Indicator indicator, 1216 nucleotides. It is a transcript of the gene STK11, whose product is annotated as serine/threonine kinase 11. NCBI's taxonomy places the organism in Eukaryota, Metazoa, Chordata, Aves, Piciformes, Indicatoridae. Gene Ontology annotation, cellular component: cytoplasm; nucleus. Gene Ontology annotation, molecular function: protein serine/threonine kinase activity; protein kinase activator activity; ATP binding. The transcript is spliced from 9 exons. The coding region runs from base 47 to 1216 and encodes 389 amino acids. The record is from RefSeq and is a predicted model, not a curated record. Gene Ontology annotation, biological process: protein phosphorylation; regulation of Wnt signaling pathway; DNA damage response.
ACAACAAAAAAGCAAACCACAAACAGGUUAAGGAACUUCAUCCAGGAUGGAUCUGCAGGAGCCACAGCAGCUGGGGAUGUUUGGAGAGGGGGAGCUGAUGUCUGUGGGCAUGGACACCUUCAUCCACCGCAUCGACUCCACCGAGGUCAUCUACCAGCCCCGGAGGAAAAGGGCCAAGCUCAUUGGCAAAUACCUGAUGGGAGACUUACUCGGGGAAGGAUCUUAUGGCAAAGUCAAGGAGAUGUUGGACUCUGAAACCCUCUGCAGGAGAGCUGUGAAAAUCCUGAAGAAGAAAAAGCUUCGCAGGAUUCCCAACGGGGAGGCCAAUGUGAAAAAGGAAAUCCAGCUCCUGCGCCGGCUGCGGCACAAGAACGUGAUCCAGCUGGUGGAUGUGCUGUACAACGAGGAGAAGCAGAAGAUGUAUAUGGUGAUGGAAUACUGUGUGUGUGGGAUGCAGGAGAUGCUGGACAGUGUCCCAGAAAAGAGGUUUCCAGUUUUUCAGGCUCAUGGGUAUUUCUGCCAGCUUAUAGAUGGCCUGGAAUACCUGCACAGCCAAGGGAUUGUCCACAAGGAUAUAAAACCUGGGAACCUCCUGCUGACAACCAAUGGGACACUGAAAAUCUCGGAUUUAGGCGUAGCAGAGGCCUUGCAUCCCUUCGCGGAGGACGACACGUGCAGGACGAGCCAGGGGUCGCCAGCAUUCCAGCCACCAGAGAUUGCCAAUGGCCUUGACACCUUCUCAGGCUUCAAAGUGGACAUCUGGUCUGCGGGGGUCACGCUGUACAACAUCACAACGGGUCUGUACCCCUUUGAGGGGGAUAACAUCUACAAACUGUUUGAGAACAUCGGGAAGGGAGACUACACAAUCCCAGAGGACUGUGGGCCGCCACUCUCAGACUUGUUGAGAGGGAUGCUUGAAUACGACCCAGCCAAGAGGUUUUCAAUACAGCAGAUCAGGCAGCACAACUGGUUCCGUAAGAAACAUGCCCAGGCCGAGGCUCUGGUGCCCAUUCCCCCCAGCCCAGAGACCAAGGACAGGUGGAGGAGCAUGACGGCGGUGCCUUAUCUGGAAGAUCUGCAUGGCUACAAUGAGGAAGAGGAGGAUGACUUGUAUGACAUUGAAGAUGAUAUCAUCUACACUCAGGACUUCACAGUACCAGCUCCUGAUGGAUCAGUCUCUGACCCUCCAGCUCUUGAUGGCUCAGUCUCUGCUUGA